Messenger RNA from Penicillium cosmopolitanum, 1197 nucleotides. RefSeq names its product alpha/beta hydrolase. Lineage: Eukaryota; Fungi; Ascomycota; Eurotiomycetes; Eurotiales; Aspergillaceae. The transcript has a single exon. Bases 1 to 1197 code for a protein of 398 amino acids. Gene Ontology annotation, molecular function: palmitoyl-(protein) hydrolase activity. The record is from RefSeq and is a predicted model, not a curated record. Gene Ontology annotation, cellular component: membrane.
AUGCAGAUACCCCACAACUCUAUUCACACACGAGCGAGAAAACGAGCAUGCUUAGAGUCGAAGACAUUGGCCUCAAAAUUUGAGAAGGUCAAGCAUUCUCGCUCCCUUUUCACCGAGGCCAUCCCUCCUGCUCUGCUCCCGCCGGCAAUUUUCACUGGCCUUCUAUUAGGCCUCUGGACAUGGAAGUGUUUCUGGAUCAUCGUUAUGCAGAACAAGCUCUUGUAUCUCUCUUGGCUUCCCCCGUUCUCUCGAUCUGACAAGAUCGAGGAUUAUUUGGCAGAAUGCAAACCUGUGCAGUGGGAAGAAAAGCGCAUUCAAAGUCUUGAUGGAACGAAUUUAGCAGUUUGUGAAGGGCGAAUUUCCGCCCAAAAGGACCUCAGUACCAUUGAGCCAAAAAGGAAGAAGUCAGUUGUAAUCUGUUAUUUUCAAGGAAAUGGUGGAUCGACACCUCUUCGAUUGCCUGUUCUUUCUCAGGUCCUGAGAACGCUUGCACAUAAGUCGAAAUUUGCAGACUCAGAGCCCGACUAUACUAUAGUUGCCCUCUCUUAUCGUGGGUACUGGACAUCGUCCGGUCGUGCUACUCAAUCAGGAAUUGAACGCGACGCUCAAGCUUUCUUGAACUGGGUUUCGGCCUCUUACACAUCGCCAAAUACCGACCUUCAGAUCGUGCUAUGGGGGCAUAGCCUUGGAUCUGCUGUGGCUAGCUCGGUUCUGUCCAAAUAUCUUACGGCUCAAGGUACCACGCAAGCAGCGCAAAAUCAAGUGUUGCCUCCCAUUUCUGGGCUCAUAAUGGAGGCUCCGAUCUCCAGUAUUAAGGACAUGUUGAUCAGCUUGUAUCCUCAAAAAUGGCUUCCUUAUCGCUAUCUCUGGCCAUUUUCCUGGAACACAUGGUGCACUGCCACGGCCCUUGAAAACCUCGCCGCGUGGAAAGCCCAGAACGCGAAAGAAAUCCAAACCAAUGAAUCAACCCACCUCACUCGGUCCCAAUCGCCGACUGUUCCUCCAAUAUUUAUUAUCUCGGCAGAGAAUGAUGAAGUCAUUCCACCGUACGUGGCAGGAAAAUUAGAAAAGCGAGGACAGGAUCUUGGACUAGAUAUUACACGAAAGGAAAUUCCCGGAGCGAUGCAUACCGAAUGUCCGAUAAAGCAUGACGGGAGAGAGGCACUCGUGGCAUUUAUUCGGGAAAAUACCUCGUAA